Molecule: messenger RNA, 3094 nt
Organism: Symsagittifera roscoffensis
Lineage: Eukaryota; Metazoa; Xenacoelomorpha; Acoela; Convolutidae
Exons: 7
Coding region: 260-2899 (879 amino acids)
Biological process (GO): nitrogen compound transport
Cellular component (GO): plasma membrane
Molecular function (GO): transmembrane transporter activity
Source: RefSeq, a predicted model, not a curated record
CAGAACUGUCUUAGUACGUUUCAGCUUUUUAAAAUUAAAUAACCAAGCUGGAAUGCAAGACAAAGGCUUCAAUGUUUAUCAUAACCAAAAAACUGGCUUAGUGCUGAUUUAAAACUGAUAAACUUCAGUCAAACCAGAUAUUGUAUAAAAUAACUAAUAAUACUAUUGUAGAAACGAAUAUUUUUGACGACAAUUUGAGAGAGAUAAAAUAUCAGUCUAAGAUCAGACUAGACGCAGUUCAAGACAUUUGGGACCAGCAAUGGAAGGAUACAGUUACAAUCAGGACCAAAUAUACAGCGUCAAACUGCCUUUGAUUAAAACAGAGUUUAACCCAGUGGUUCUUUGCCUCUCAAUUCUCUCAAUUGCAGCGCUGGUUUGUUCAUGCGUUCUACUCGACAAUCUCGUGCCAGAGGAGUAUUCGGACGCUCUGGAAUGGGUUGCCGAAAUAUGGACCUGGUUCCAUGUCAGCUCUCGCGAUGUCAUGAUAAUAUUCAUCGCCUAUAUCUUCUUCGGUCGAUUUAAAAACGUUCGGCUAGCUGAUAACCAAGAUGAAAAGCCAGAGUUUUCAACCAUGACUAUGUUUGCAAUGGCGCUUGUCGCAGGGGUCAGUUCGCAGAUGUUCUACUAUGCGGUCAGUGACCCCAUAUCUCACUAUGACCCAAAAGAUGGGUCGAAUAGGUACUUGGCCGACCCCCAUAUUGCAGACAACACUCUAGCUCAGAUGGCGAUCAAGUUGACCUUUUUUCAUUACGGUGUUCAUGCUUGGGUUGUAUUCUGUUUGUUCGGUCUCACUCUCUCCCUCCUCGCCCACAGAGAGGGUCUCCCUCUGACUCUCCGCUCCUGCUUCUACCCCCUGGUGGGUAAAUCUGUUCACACCUGGCUGGGGGAUGUUGUGGACACUGUGGCUGUGGUCAUUGUCUUCCUCAACUUUGUCUUCCAAGUUGUCUUCUCUGCUCGACACAUGUACUCUGGACUGUAUCUCAUGGAUCUUCUCACUGACGAGCUUCCCCAGAACAAAGACUGGAUUGAGCUCUCAAUAAUUUGGACAGUCGUCGGAUGUUCUGCCUUGAUUUCGCUGUUCGGAGUCAAGUACGGCCUGUCCAAAUUCACCUUCAUUGCGCUCACGGCUGGCGCUUCUCUGGUCGUAGUCGUCUUCUUGCUCGACAACUCCUGGUUCCUUCUGAACCUCUUCGUUCAAUCACUUGGCAACUAUCUCAACUGGUUGCUGCAACUGGGAUUCCAUACAGAUGCCUUUGAACAGCUCAGUGCAAGUGCUGGUGCCAGUGAACGGCAGAGAGCUCUAGGCGCUGGACAGACAGAUGGACCGGAAGACUGGUUUGAGAACAACACGUUCGUCUUCUGGAGCUGGUGGCUCACUUGGGCGCCAUUUGUCGGUAUACUUCUCGCAAGAGUGUCCAAAGGACGAACAGUGCGAGAGUUCAUAACCUACUCUUUCAUUGCUCCGGUUGCUGCCGUCUUAGUCGGAAUCUCAGUUCUCGGAGGAGCUGCAAUCGCAUCCGAACGUCUGGCCCAUUCAUCCUCCUACUGCUGUUCCGAAAACUGGGACUCUGCCGCUCUCUCGAAUCCGGCUACGCUAACCGCCUUGUCCCCUCUGGCUUUCACAACUGCCAAUGCAGCACCUCUUUGUCAAGCGGCGACUUGCAACACGUGCUCAUUAGCAACACUGACUAAAUAUAUAAACUUGGGCUCGACUUUUGCUGUAUUCAUUCCUAACUUGCGGGAAUCGGAUCUCGCGGGAUCUGCGGAAAACAUUGCGGAUGGGUUUGAUUACAUUCAAAACACCCGAGGACCUUCACCCGAAGACAGUCGUCGGGAUGUUGCGUUGCUCUCUUGCUAUUCGGCUGACAAACGAAUGAUUGCCCUUUUAAGGACAUAUUUCGAGCUAGACGAAGCCCUACAUGGUCUUUCACUCUUCGCGAUGUUUGCAUUUGCAGUUGUCAGUUUAUCUUUUGUCGGUUAUGUAAUCAGCACGAUUAUUGCAGCUGGAAAGUACGAGCCCUCUCGCGGCAUGAGCGUGAUUUGGUUGAUUUUGAUUGGCGGAACAAGUACGGCGUUGGUUACGAUUGAAGGCGAUUACACAAUAUCUGAUAUUGCAAAUGUAUCGUAUGUGCUAAGCUUCCCAAUGUCGAUUUUGUCGGCGGUCAUGAUGAUCGCUUUGUAUCGCGCGUUACGCGUCACAACUGGUGAAGUUGACCACAAGUCGGCUACAUGGCGUGUCGGCUUUCUCGAUUUCUGCACAGUUGCAAAAGUGGAUCCAAUUAUGGGUUGGUUCCUAAACAUUUUCACUGGACCUUAUAACUCCUCCAAAGCCUACUGUGUUGUUCGGAACCUUAACAACAACCUUGCGUUGGUGAUUUCGGCUUUUUUGUACCUUCUGCUUAGUGGCGCAUCAGCUUUGAACGCUCUGCGUUAUUACAUUGAUGGUCUGUGGGCAUUCGGAUGGCUCUGCUACCUGAUAUUCGUGGUUGUGUUGGCAGUCCAAAGGUCGCGGGUUCGAUCCCAUCUCGACUACUAUGGAAGCGGAUUGGAGGACUUUUUUGCGUGUCUUUUCUCCUACCCGAGUGUGAGCCAUCAGAUGGAGCUGGAGUUGAAAAACGGACUGAGUUCUCACACUGGGGGAGUUCUGACUAAUUACAGAGAAGCAACAAUUGAUACAAUCGACAGCUCGAAGACCCAACGACAAGCACCGAGGCGCAGCAACCGAGUGGAGCCGGCAGCCGAACCACCACGAGAGCCAACUCCCCCAGCCCCAGUGCCGAGACAAGUGACCCCUCCGACUCCAGUGGCCUUGUUGCCCCCCGCCCAAAAUGAAGCACCACCGAGAGAGGUGGACGCAAACUUGCGGAGAGGACAGGGCAACUGGGCAAACUUCGCCUGAUGAAAUUGGACACAAAAACACGUUCCAGAAUUUUAUCCAAAAAAAUAUAUUUGAUAUAAACCUAAUAACUUAGCUGUAGAAAUUCUGCUGAUGUAACCAUUCUUUCUGACCAAGGUACUGUUUCUGACGAAUGGAAAACUUCCGGGAAUCUACUUAUUAGUUUCAGUUUAACUUUCAAUUCUAAUUUUCUAAUUG